UUAUCGAUUCUUGAGCCGGACGAAUGAGUAGCAUAAGUUGCGUGUGAAUGGUCUCCUCAGUGCAAAAUUAUUCGCUUUAUGAUUUCGCACUGGCCUUCAUUUCCUAUUGGUCUCGGCGAUGUUCCGCCCAUGUUAACUCAUGGCCAUGAGGCCACUAUGCCCAUUUUCCCGAAAGGCGUUGACAUGUUACAGGUACACCGACUUCCAGGUCAAUGAAAUCGCCAAAGACGGCGAGGUAGUCCGCUUGCGUGAUUUCGUCUCCAAUGCGAGAGAGUAUCGCAAGGAAACAAAGUCUUCUCCGGCUCAGAGUGAUGCUUCUAAGCCUCUGACUGAAGCAGCUGCAGCACUGGCUUCUGAGCCGGCCAAAAUCAAUGCCACGGGGCCGAAAGCAGAGGCAAAGGAUGAGCCCAAGGAAGCGAAGCUGCCGGCCGGGCAAAUCGCGCCAUCCGAUGCAUCCAUUCUUGUCGAGUUACUAGGCCAGACCGCCGCUGAUGAAAUGAUCGCUCUCUACGCCAGAAUCGUGGAAGACCCCAAGGCCAAGAUACAAGGUUCAGUAAAGCUCUCGACGGUUGCGGACAGGGCGGCAAGAACUCGAGUGCAUACAGAAGUUCGACGUAUAUUUUCCGGUAAAAUCGAUACCUCGACAGGCUCGGAUGGCAUCAUCCAAGCCGCCGCUGCCAGUCGCAGCACUCAGAGAUGGGGAGAGCGUCGCCAAACCCAACAAAACACUCGUCGUGAUGGACCCAGCGGCAAGUAUCUACACUUCUCCCUUUACAAGGAAAACCGGGACACCAUGGAUACUGUUGGCCAGAUUGCACGCGCUCUCAACAUGAAGCCAAACAUGUUUGGCAUUGCCGGCACCAAAGAUCGUCGUGCGGUGACCGUACAACGUGUGAGCAUGCGCAGUAAAGACCCCGCAAGCCUUGUGUUUAUCAACAGCGAUCGCCGGUUCAACGGCGUCAAGAUUGGAGACUUCAAGUUCGAGGAGACCGACCUAUGGCUCGGCUGUCAUAACGGAAACGAGUUCGCCAUCGUCAUGAAGGACUGCAUGUUCAGUGGCACUGAACAUGAACCCUUCGAACGCCAACUCGAAAUCGCACAGUCAACCGUAGACGCUGCGUUAGCCGCGAUCAACCGUUCUGGCUUUAUCAACUACUUCGGCACUCAACGCUUUGGCACGUUUGAGAUCGGAACCCAAGAUAUUGGCACAAAGAUACUGAAAGAAGACUUUGAAGGCGCUAUCCAGGAUUUGCUGGCGUAUGACCCAGUCAUGGUGAACAUGGAUACUACCAGCUCCAAGCCGGGAGAGUAUGUACGCUACGAUGACAUAAAUCGAGCAAAAGCAUUGGCGAAGUUCAAAGAAACUGGGGAUGCUCAGGGGGCAUGCAAGAUGCUUCCGCGGCGUUGUAAUACUGAGUUCAACAUUUUGAGACAUCUUGCCAACCGUCCCACCGAUUUCAUGGGUGCACUUCAAGCCGUUACCAGAAGCAUGAGAAAUAUGUACCUCCACGCGUACCAAUCUCUGGUCUGGAACUUUGCCGCUAGCAAACGCUGGGAAACGCAUGGCUUGCAGGUUGUCAAAGGUGAUCUGGUCCUCUCAACGAUGGAGAACGGAGCAGGAAAGCAGGAUGAUCCGGAUGAAGUAGACGAAGAGACGCUUCAUCUAGCAGGUGGCGAUGCCGACGAGGCUGGGGCUCGCCAAAACGUUCGCAUUCUGUCGGCGGAAGAUGCUGCAAGCGGCCGAUAUUCGAUAUAUGAUGUGGUACUGCCAACUCCCGGCUAUGAUGUUAUCUACCCCAACAAUGAAAUCGGUCAGUUCUAUAUCGAAUUCAUGGGAAGGGAGGAAAAUGGCAGCCUCAACCCCCACGAUAUGAGACGGCGACAGAAGGAUUUCAGCCUCAGCGGUACCUACCGGAAGUUCAUGGGCAACUUCAUCAAGCCUCCCACGGCUUCUGUUCGCUCGUACAUUAAUGACAACGAUCAGCUGAUCCCCACAGAUCUGGAUUUAAUUAUUAAAUCUCGGAAAACAACUCGCGAUGCCUCGGACGGGCCUGAAAUACCUCUCGAAGAUAGGAGAAAGAGGGUCAAGAUCGCCACACCUUCCGACGAGCAGAUUGAGAAGCCGGUAGUUGAAGAGAAUUUUCAGCCAGAGGAUAAACAUGAACAGCAAGAUCAGGUCAUGGAAGAGGUCAAGCCGCAAGAUCAGGACAACGAAGCGCAGCAAGAGCAACAAGCACCUCCUCCUGCCCCUGUUGUAGAAGAGAACAAGAUCGCAGUGAUUUUCCGAUUCCAGUUGCACACGAGUCAAUAUGCGACAAUUGCGCUUCGAGAACUUCAGGGCUAUAGUACAUAGGAUAAAUGCACAUACAAGCACAAUGCUUGAGGAUCAAACUUACUCAUAUAUCCGUCAGCUAGAUCGUGGAGGCCAAUCGUAAAAACAGAUACAAACAUUGUGGCUGAUACAAAGGCAUUCUGUAGAUCAGUCGAGCCGAUGAAGAAUAACCAUGACAAAACAAAGACCGCCGACGCCAUAAAGCACGCGACAAGCCACCAG
This is a messenger RNA of Pseudomassariella vexata, 2554 nucleotides long. RefSeq names its product pseudouridine synthase. Gene Ontology annotation, biological process: pseudouridine synthesis. Gene Ontology annotation, cellular component: nucleus. Lineage: Eukaryota; Fungi; Ascomycota; Sordariomycetes; Amphisphaeriales; Pseudomassariaceae. The record is from RefSeq and is a predicted model, not a curated record. The transcript has a single exon. Bases 140 to 2353 code for a protein of 737 amino acids. Gene Ontology annotation, molecular function: RNA binding; pseudouridine synthase activity.